Molecule: messenger RNA, 1164 nt
Organism: Doryrhamphus excisus (bluestripe pipefish)
Lineage: Eukaryota; Metazoa; Chordata; Actinopteri; Syngnathiformes; Syngnathidae
Gene: selenos
Product: selenoprotein S
Biological process (GO): endoplasmic reticulum unfolded protein response; retrograde protein transport, ER to cytosol
Cellular component (GO): Derlin-1-VIMP complex; endoplasmic reticulum membrane; Derlin-1 retrotranslocation complex
Source: RefSeq, a predicted model, not a curated record
UAAGCGAACUCGAGCCGUUUUAGAGGGAAGAGAAGAAGAACAGCAAGCGGAAAUAGGAAGACGAACGUUGGAGCGUUAAGUUGCUGAGUCAUCACAGAAAUCUAAAGUGUCUUUGUGUUUAAAAUCUCGUCUGACGGCGACAGUCCGUCGUAUGUGCAAUGGAUGACGUGGAGAUUACAGAUGUGGAUGAAGGCGAUGUGGUGGUGGAGGUGGACAGAACGCCCCCCAAGAACCAGGAACUGACUUCUUUUGGCGUGAUGGCUGCAGAGCUGCUGUCCGCGUACGGAUGGUACCUGCUGGUGGCGCUGGUGGCGGUCUACCUGCUGGUCCAGUACCUGAGCAAGAAGAGGUCCAGUCGGAGCCCCCAAAGCGCCGAGUCGUCAUACACGCAAGAUGCCGAGGCGGUGGUGAGACGCCAGGAGGCCAUGGAGGCAUCGCGCAGGAAGAUGCAGGAGGAGCAGGACGCCAAAGCAGCACUCUUUAGAGAGAAGCAGAAGCAGCAAGAGGAGGAGAAGAGGAAGCAGAAGAUCGAGAGCUGGGAGAGCAUGAAGCUGGGCAAGAGCUACAAAGGAGCUAGCAAACACUCUCAGAGCAGCGACGACGGCGCCUCGUCCAGCACGUUUGUCAAACCAAAGACAGACAGGAAGCCACUUCGCAGCUCUGACUACAAUCCCCUGAGCGGUGAGGGAGGGGGGUCCUGCUCCUGGAGACCCGGCAGGCGGGGGCCGUCGUCAGGUGGAUGAGGUUAAAGAAAGUCAGAGACGCUGGUCUGUCCGACCUUUGUCCUCUGACACCCCCCCGCCCCCCCCGCUGACACAAGCUCACAGCCUCCUGGACUCGGACACGCCUCCUGGACUCGGACACGCCUCCUGUAUGUUAGCAAUCAACGUGUAGCUGCUAACGUGUCAUCGCGUCGUCCGGGUCCUGGAGGACAACGGAAGCUUGCAAUGACGCCGCUCUUGUAAAAGGUUGCCAACCAGCGAGGGCGGCUGAAGGACGUCAGCGUCCGGUUUGCUUUUUUUUUCAGAUCUGCGUUUACAUCACAGCUGCUUUGGGUUGCAUUCAGUGACGCUAAUGACUUCAGAGCAAAAUAAACACGAGGUGGUCAUAUCGUCUUCGAAUUGUGCACACUGACAUUCUAAGAAAAUAAAGUUUUGUUCAAGA